AUGCCGUCUGCCGCAGCUCGACGACUGUAUGAGGACCAAAUACCCUCGUUCAUGUCCAUAAUAGACCCCGACUCAGAAAACUACGACGACACGGCCGGAAUCAUUCCCGUGGUGGACUCCAAGUUUAUGGCGAUGGAUUCGACGUAUGGUGUGCCGCCUUUCCCAGGCCAGACACCGCAGCUUUCGCAGCAUCUCUCCGCUAUGCCUGCCGACGCCUUACACCGGCACCACGACAGCACUUCGACACAUAACUCUGCUGACUCGUCACCUACGACAACCCUGACCACAGACACAUCUUCGUUGUCAGAUCCGUCACCGUCCUCAUCCCCAGACUCGCCAGUCAAUCUGAUACCACUGAACAACUACCCGGGAACUACUUUUGGCAGCCUCUCGACCACCAUGAACACACUUACUGUGAACGAGCCUAGUGCCAACAACCACUUUCAGCGACCAAUGACAUCGCCCUCACCAAGGCGACGCAACAUGAAGGGUCUCUCGAUACAGCCUCCGUUUGCAGCUUCGCUUUCCACGACCCUGGUCUCAGAACCUUCCUCGCCCUCCUUCAUCAAGCCCAAGAUUCCAGGCAUGAAGCGCAAGCCAAGUCAGUUGAGUCUCAAGACUGACACUCAAGGGUUGAACAUCCGCCCGACGACCAUCGAGGCACCAGGUUCGCCGAGUGUUGUGCCUAUCUUGCAGCGGCGAGCACUCAAACACUCGACUUCAUCGCCGCACAUGCUCUCUGGCAUGAAGUCGGCGACAUUCGGUCCUGCUGGUGGAAUGACCUUUCCUACUCUCUCCGAGAGAGGACAGUCGGGCUUGUCCGAGGUCCUUCGACCCUCCAGACUCAACAGCUCGGGCAGUAGCAGCAACAACAAUAGCAAUAACAACCGGGUAUCGCUCAUCAUGGAAGAAGACUCGUCUCCAAUCCGAGCUCAGCAUGCAAGCUGUGCCGCCAUGGAUUUUGAGCCCUUCCGUGACGAGAGCGAGGCCAACGAGGACCAAAAGUCGCCUGGGUACCCUGACGGGCCGAUCGCCAUAUACGAUGAUAACGUGUACCUGUAUCUCGAACCGACAGCGGACGAGGCAGCCAAGUUUGACGUUGUGAUUAACGUCGCGCGGGAGGUUCACAACCCCUUUGACGACACUUUCGGCAAACGCAGGGCGUCAGAUGUAGAGUCCCCGAUACCAGACACUGCUCUCACAACUGAUAGCUUUGCCACUGCCUUUGAAUACCCCAUGGAAGACCGCGUUGAGACGCCUACCACUCCGAAGGCAGCCAAUACUCUGAAGGAACCCGAGUACAUUCACAUGCCCUGGGACCACAACACAGAUAUCGCGACUGAUUUGAUGAGCCUCUGUGAGACGAUUGAGAAGCGGACGAAGGAAGGCAAGAAGGUACUCGUACAUUGCCAGCAGGGUGCUAGCCGAUCCGCCAGUUUGAUCAUCGCAUACGGCCUCUACCAGAACCCGGGCAUCAGUGUGAACGACGCCUACUAUCGCGCCCAAACCAAGAGUCGUUGGAUCAGCCCGAACAUGAGGCUUAUGUAUUGCCUGCAAGAUUUCCAGAAGGAGGUGAUGAAGAAAAGGUUACCACGAUCAGCUGCGGGCCCACGAAGCGGGAGAAGUCCUACAAAGCAUCGGCUUACCUUGUCUGCCGAUGCUAUCGAGAUCAAACCUAAGGAGCCUCUCUCUGCUCCACUACCCGAAGAAAGUCCCAAGGAUGCGCAGGCAACCAGUCCGCAACGCAGCCCGCAACAUUCCCGCGGAAAGUCGACCCCCAACUUGGAGGCAAUUUCGCCUGGUCCUUCGUCCGCCCCAUCGAGCUUUUCGUGGUCUGAGCAGGACGUCAACAAAUCGGCUGGAGAGCCUGGCAAGUUCAAUCUGGACAAGCUGUUGAACCCGCCCAGGUUUUUCGAGUCCGAGUCGGAAGAAACAUUCCCACCACGUGGAUCAUCUUUCUUCAAAGCUCCUCCGUCUCCCGGUUUAAAACCACCGGCGACCUCCCUAGGAUUUACGCAAGCCCCGAAGCUCAGCUUCAACUCGGUUCCGUCACUGGCAUUCCAGCCCCCUCCAUCUCCCGGCUUCCCGUCCAUGUCCCAGGGUUUCAAACCCCCGCCGUCGCCUGGAUUUCCUCCCGUCUCUCAGAGCUUCAGACCUCCUCCAUCGCCGGGUUUCCCACCUGUAUCGCAGAGCUUUAGACCCCCGCCGUCGCCUGGUUUCCCCCCCGUCUCCCAGGAGUUCAAGCCUCCGCCUUCACCCGGGUUUGGGGCGCAUCGGUUCGGGAACGGCCCGCAAAGUUUUGGUUUCUCGAGUCUAAACUUCGGCAGUAUGGAAGCCUCGCUCGACAGCCAACUGCAUGAGUCCGCUCAGCAGGAUGUCCACGUCACCCGUGCCCUGCCUGACGACGAUGCCUUGAUGUCACCAAGAGCUGAGACUAUGACAAACAAUCCCUUGCAUGACUCAUUUGGCGAAAUGGCGGGUAUGAAGUUCGUGGAGGUGCCACCGACCCCUAACGAGGAGCAACUCGGCUUAUUCUCGCCACGUGAGACCAUGUUUCCUAGGGACCCUUUCUACCCCUUUGGGAGACCAACCCAGGUCACGGAUCCCAGGAGUCCUCCGACCAAAGGAGAGACUCCCAUUGUGCGAUCAAUCGACGAGGUGUUAUAG
Messenger RNA from Neoarthrinium moseri, 2667 nucleotides. RefSeq lists its product as uncharacterized. Gene Ontology annotation, molecular function: MAP kinase tyrosine/serine/threonine phosphatase activity; protein tyrosine/threonine phosphatase activity. Lineage: Eukaryota; Fungi; Ascomycota; Sordariomycetes; Amphisphaeriales; Apiosporaceae. The record is from RefSeq and is a predicted model, not a curated record. Gene Ontology annotation, biological process: negative regulation of MAPK cascade; protein dephosphorylation. Gene Ontology annotation, cellular component: cytosol; nucleus; cytoplasm. Bases 1 to 2667 code for a protein of 888 amino acids. The transcript has a single exon.